AUGGCCAGACCCUGGCAGGCCCCACAGAUACUGUUGGCCAUUCUGGUGGCCCUGGUGGCCCUCACCUACCAAGAAAAAAGGAAAACCUUUAUGAGUGUCCAAGAAGUACCUGCAUCAGAAACCAAUGUGAUAGCCACCAUGCAGUUUGUGACCAAGGAGUUCAAUAAGGAAAGUGACGACAAGUACAGCUUCCGGAUUGUGCAAGUCCUGAAGGUCAAGGAGCUGCAAAUUGAGUGCUUCUACUCAGUGUUUGUUAUCCCCUGGUUUGAAAAGUACAAAAUUCUGAACAAAAACUGCACCAAUGGCUAG
Molecule: messenger RNA, 309 nt
Organism: Hipposideros armiger (great roundleaf bat)
Lineage: Eukaryota; Metazoa; Chordata; Mammalia; Chiroptera; Hipposideridae
Gene: CST11
Product: cystatin 11
Exons: 2
Coding region: 1-309 (102 amino acids)
Biological process (GO): defense response to Gram-negative bacterium
Cellular component (GO): sperm flagellum; nucleus; sperm head
Molecular function (GO): cysteine-type endopeptidase inhibitor activity
Source: RefSeq, a predicted model, not a curated record